AUGAGAGCAUAUGAUGCAUAUGGAGGAAAAAUUAAGAAGAAAGAGCCAACAUGGAAUGAGGAAUUCACUUUUAACAUUAAGCUCCCUUCGACUAAAAACCUCCAGGUGGCAGCUUGGGAUGCAAACUUGGUAACUCCACACAAGCGAAUGGGCAAUGCAGGAAUCUGUUUGGAGCUUCUGUGUGAUGGAGAUUCACAUGAAAUGGUUGUGGAAUUAGAAGGAAUGGGUGGUGGAGGGAAGAUACAGUUAGAGGUUAGAUAUAAAAGUUUUGAUGAAAUUGAUGAGGGAAAGAAGUGGUGGAAGCUCCCAUUUGUUUCAGAGUUCCUCAGGCAAAAUGGGUUUGAGUCUACUUUGAAAUCAAUUGUUGGGUCUGAUAGUGUGCUGGCUCGGCAGUUUGUUGAAUAUGCUUUUGGGCAGUUGAAAUCCUUUAAUGAGACAUAUCCUUGGAAGGAUAAGCUUUUAAAUAGUGGUAAAUAUGUAGCAGAAGGGGAAUCGAACAUUGUUGUUGAGUCUUCCCCUGAUUCAACUGGAUUUGAGAAUGCUAAUGGAGAAAAAAUGCUAGUUGGUGAAUCCAUACAGUUUGACAAACAUUUCUGGAAGAACUUUGCAGAUGUUAUCAAUCAGAAGGUUGUACAGAAACUUGGUCUUCCUGUCCCUGAGAAUGUAAAAUGGGAUGGUUUUGAUGUACUAAAUAAGAUUGGCAUACAAUCCCGGAAAGUUGCAGAAAAAGCUUACGUUGAAUCUGGGCUUGCAACGCCGAGUAGACAAGAUAUUGAUGAUUCCGCAGAGAGCGGGCCACUUCUAAGAAGUGCAAUUCAGUCUUCAAUUCCGGAUAUAAAAAAAGUGACACAAGAUUUGUUGCAGCAAACUGAUUCUGUUUUGGGGGCAUUGAUGGUUUUGACUGCGGCAGUUUCUCGGCUAAAUAAGGAAGCGCGUUCUAUGGAAAAGAAUGAUAAUAAAAUGAAAAGUGAUGAUUCUGUGUAUUCUAAGAGUGAGAAUCUUGCAGUCUCAUCAGACGUAUCAUCAUUGGAUGAAAAGAAGUCGGAGGAGAUGAAAACUCUUUUCUCUAGUGCAGAAAGUGCUAUGGAAGCCUGGGCGCUGCUUGCCACUUCUCUUGGUCAUCCUAGUUUUGUUAAGUCUGAAUUUGAGAAAAUUUGCUUCCUAGAUAACGCAUCCACUGAUACACAGGGGAAGAAAUGUACAGCAUAUCCUGUUGUGAAGCUCGACGUGGUACUAGCCGGUGCCACAUGGUUAGAACCUGAUCCAAUCAAUCGCUGCUUCACCGAUGGAAACUUGGUCACAGGAGCGGCUUGGCCUGGUCACCCAGAGUUCAUUUUUCAGUUAAUGGCACUACUGGGUAUAAAGUCUGAGGAACGAAUGAGGAAAGAGAUGGAAAGAUUUGAUCAUGAAAUAAGGAAGGAAGAAGAAAGGUUGAUGCGUGAACAGCAGAGAGAGGAGAGAUUGCUACGUGAGCAAAGGCGAGAAUCAGAGCGACAGGAGUAGUAUUUGCAGAAAGAAUCUAAGGCGGAGAAAAAGAGACAAAAGAAGAGCUUCGU
Molecule: messenger RNA, 1556 nt
Organism: Eucalyptus grandis
Lineage: Eukaryota; Viridiplantae; Streptophyta; Magnoliopsida; Myrtales; Myrtaceae
Exons: 9
Coding region: 1-1503 (500 amino acids)
Source: RefSeq, a predicted model, not a curated record